Pterocles gutturalis (yellow-throated sandgrouse) is the source of this 1332-nucleotide messenger RNA. RefSeq names its product translocase of inner mitochondrial membrane 44 homolog (yeast) (gene TIMM44). The transcript has 12 exons. The record is from RefSeq and is a predicted model, not a curated record. Gene Ontology annotation, molecular function: protein-folding chaperone binding. NCBI's taxonomy places the organism in Eukaryota, Metazoa, Chordata, Aves, Pterocliformes, Pteroclidae. Gene Ontology annotation, biological process: protein import into mitochondrial matrix. Gene Ontology annotation, cellular component: mitochondrial inner membrane. The coding region runs from base 85 to 1332 and encodes 415 amino acids.
UGGCAGAAAUGUCUCCUCAGCGGCAUAUGGCUCGUGUCCAGAAGAUACCCGGUUCCUGCGGUGCUCAGCGGCACAGCGUACAGGAUGAGUGGGCCUGCUCUAGAGAUCCAUCAGUCUAGAUGCUACUCUGCUGGAGGAAGAAAGGGGUUUAUAUCGGGUUUUGUGGAGAACAUCAAACAGGAAUUGGCAAAAAACAAGGAGAUGAAAGAAAGUAUUAAAAAAUUCCGAGAUGAAGCUAAAAAGCUAGAAGAGUCUGAUGCGCUCCGAGAAGCAAGGAGGAAAUACAAAACCAUUGAAUCCGAAACAGUGAAGACCUCAGAAGUGAUUAAAAAGAAACUUGAAGAAAUAACUGGAACAGUUAAAGAGAGUUUGGAUGAAGUCAGUAAGAGUGAUAUCGGCCGAAAGAUAAAGGAAGGUGUGGAAGAAGCAGCAAAAACAGCAAAGCAGUCUGCGGAGUCGGUGACAAAAGGAGGAGAGAAAUUAGGCAAGACAGCAGCCUUCAAAGCGAUUUCUCAGGGAGUAGAAACCGUUAAGAAGGAAAUAGAUGAAAGUGUUUUGGGGCAGACGGGUCCUUACAAACGUCCGGAGCGGCUUCGGAAAAGAACAGAAUUCUCAGGCGAUAGGAGUAAAGAGGAACGAAUAUUUGAAGCUAAUGAGGAGGCCAUGGGCAUGGUGCUGCAUAAAGACUCCAAAUGGUACCAGCAGUGGAAAGAUUUCAAGGACAACAACGUCGUCUUCAAUCGGUUCUUUGAAAUGAAGAUGAAGUACGAUGAAAGUGAUAAUGCCUUCAUCCGCGCUUCCAGAGCUGUCACAGACAAAGUCACGGACUUAAUAGGUGGAUUGUUCUCCAAGACAGAAAUGUCUGAAGUUUUGACGGAGAUACUCAAAGUGGAUCCGUCCUUUGACAAAGAUCGGUUUCUAAAGCAGUGCGAGCGUGAUAUAAUCCCCAAUGUCUUGGAGGCUAUGAUGUCUGGAGAACUUGAUAUCCUCAAAGACUGGUGCUAUGAAGCGACUUUCAGUCAGCUUGCUCAUCCGAUCCAGCAAGCCAAAGCCAUGGGUCUCCAGUUCCACUCCAGGAUUCUGGACAUCGACAACAUCGAUCUGGCGAUGGGGAAGAUGAUGGAGCAGGGACCAGUAUUAAUUAUCACUUUUCAGGCUCAGGUUGUGAUGGUGAUUAAGAACCAGAACGGGGAGGUGGUGGAAGGUGAUCCGGACAAGGUUCUGCGGAUGCUGUACGUGUGGGCGCUGUGCAGAGACCAGGACGAGCUCAACCCCUACGCCGCGUGGAGGCUGUUGGACAUUUCCUCCUCCAGCACCGAGCAGGUUCUCUGA